This is a messenger RNA of Hippopotamus amphibius kiboko, 270 nucleotides long. It is a transcript of the gene OTOS, whose product is annotated as otospiralin. Gene Ontology annotation, biological process: sensory perception of sound. The transcript has 3 exons. Lineage: Eukaryota; Metazoa; Chordata; Mammalia; Artiodactyla; Hippopotamidae. The record is from RefSeq and is a predicted model, not a curated record. Bases 1 to 270 code for a protein of 89 amino acids.
AUGAAGGCCUGCCUGGUGCCCUGGCUGGCCCUGUGCCUCCUGCUGGGACCUCUGGCCGGGGCCAAGCCGGUGCAGGAGGAAGGAGACCCCUACGCGGAGCUGCCGGCCGUGCCCUACUGGCCUUUCUCCACGUCCGACUUCUGGAACUACGUGCAGCAGCUGCAGGCCCUGGGGGCCUACCCCCAGCUGGAGGACAUGGCCCGCACCUUCUUCGCCCACGUCCCCCUGGGAACCACCCUGGGCUUCCACGUCCCCUACUGGGAGGAGUGA